CGGUCCCAUUGGACCUGGAGGACCGGGUGGUCCCGGUGGUCCAUGAAUCAUCAGCGGUGCGUUAGGCAUGGCUGAUCCAACCUGUAUUUGACCAUGAAUAGGUCCACCACGAUCACCUUUGGGGCCCGGAUAUCCGGGUGGUCCAACAGGACCUCGAUCACCACGUUCACCUUUGACUCCAGGGCUUCCAUACAUGAGGUGGACUGGCAGUGGUCCUACGACGAUAAUACCGUCCUGGUGGUCCAUACGAUUCUUGUUGUAAAGUACUGUGUUAGCAGAUGCUCUUACCGGCGGUCCAGGUGGUCCACGUUCUCCUCGAGGGCCUGCAAAAAGGGACGUUUUGUUGGCGUCAAAAUGUAUUUCAUACUAGAAACUGCUGUUUGUUUAUGA
Messenger RNA from Haemonchus placei, 390 nucleotides. The record is from the annotation of a GenBank genome assembly. Lineage: Eukaryota; Metazoa; Nematoda; Chromadorea; Rhabditida; Trichostrongylidae.